AUGAGAGGGGGGAGGCGCGGGACGUGGAAAGUGCGGCGGGGAGGCGGCGCCGCCGCCGCUCGGCCGCCGCCGGACGAGCGCGCCGCCGACGUCCAGGUCAUCGAACUCAGCGAUGAUGAGGUGAAGUCAGCAACGCAGACAAAACCACCGGAAGUUUCCGCAAAGAACCUCGGGCGUCUCAGGAAGCGAACAGCCGCCGGUGGUGCUGCAACUUCUGAGUUGCAUGAGGACGAGGUGCAGGCUGCUGAUGUCAUGCCGAGCAAUGGUGAAGGUGGGCAACUGUUGCCUCCAUGUAGAAGGUCCAAACGCCUACAGAGAGAACGAACUGAAAAGCAAGAAUUGAGUAGCAGGGAGAGUCAGCAUGAUGUAUUUGUGAACAGUGAGGAUGAGUCCAAAAUGUUGGUUCGACGAAGGAGGCCAAACCACCUCAGAAAGAGAUUUACAUCCGAGUAUUUCAGUGGUGAAUGGAAUGAAGACAAAUAUAUAUCGCGGAGCAGCUCUGAUGAUGAUGAUGAUCACUUGCCCCCCCAGCGAAGGUCAAAGCGUCUUUGGCACAGAAUGGGAACUAGCAAAGAUGCAUACAACGGCGAUUCUGAUAGUGACACUGUAGAUAAUCAUAGGAAGGCAAUUCCAUGCAGAAGAAUGUCAAAGCGCCUACAGCAGAAACAGAAGGCUGAUCAUGUUUCAGAUGAGAAUUGCACUAAAGCUUCUCUGUGCAUGUUGCCAACGUCUAAAUCUUCAGGAUCAGAUGAUGAGCUAUUGCGUAGCACUGUAAAACUUUGCAAAAGCGCUUCUAGUGGACCUACUUGCUCAAUAUGUAAGAGUGGAGCCGGUAGCUGUCUUCUGAUCCAGUGCCAGAACACAAGCUGUUCUCGUAGCUUCCACACCUUCUGUCUUAGUCCUCCGAUGCAGGAUAGUAGAGGCACUUUGGAAUGUCCUCUCUGCAAAAUCGAUCAAGCAUCCUUGGCUAAGGGGACGGAAGUAUAUGCCUUAAAAAAGGUCCAAACACUUGUUGGUUGCAGACGGGUAAUUCUUCAGGAGUCAGAUUUCCAGUAUCAAAUGCUCGUGAAAUGGCAAUCACUUUCUCAUCAUCACGACUGCUGGGUUCCACUUGAUUGGCUUCGUGUUUUUGAGCCUCAACGAGCACGAACCUACAUAAGCAAGAAUCCCUUACCUAAAGAGGCAUACUCGGAGGAUCAAAGGAAACCUGAAUGGCUUGAAGUAGAUCGUGCCAUUGCAUGCCGCCGGAAGUUUGGUUAUGAUGGUUUAUGUGACGUCCUGGCUAGUUUUGAUAAUAAUGAAGAUUUUGAGGGACACGAGUUCCUCGUGAAAUGGAAAGGACUUGACUAUUGUGAUGCCACAUGGGAGUCGUAUUUCACGGAAGGCGUGCCAUCAGCUGUUUCUAUGCUUGUCCAAAGGCAUAAAAAUACUGUACGAAGCCCGAUGAACAUUGACGUGAUGGUCCCAGAAAAUGUACUAUACAAUUACCAGGUUCAGGGGUUACAAUGGAUUCUUGACAAUUUCAAAUCUAGGAGGAGCGUUAUUCUUGCUGAUGAAAUGGGUCUUGGCAAAACUGUCCAAGUUGUUUGCUUUCUCAACCGCAUAAUCAAAGGAAGUCUGACCACAUCUCCUGCAUUGGUCAUUGUUCCCAAGAGCAUCCUACUGCAAUGGGAAAAGGAAUUUGAUCGCUGGGCACAUGAUCUUAGUAUUGUUGUUUACCAAGGAGAUAAGGACUCCAGAAAGUGUAUUCAAGCUCAUGAACUGUACUCUUCCAAAGGGAAGACUCUGUUUGAUGCUCUAGUGACAAGUUAUGAGAUUGUCCAAAUUGAUAAAGCAGUUCUAAAAAAGAUUAAGUGGUCAACGAUUGUCAUUGAUGAGGCUCACAGAUUGAAGACGCUUGAUUGUAAUCUUGCAUCCUGCCUAUUGAAAUAUAGCUCAGAUUUCCGGUUGCUACUUACAGGAACACCAUUCCAAAAUAACGUCCUGGAGUUGUUUUCAUUGCUUCAUUAUAUUGAUCCAAAUGAGUUCUCUGACCCAAAGGAUGAUCUGUUGUUCUCACCAAUUGAAUCUGAGCGUGGUCUGACAAUAGAUGAAAAAAUCGCCCGCAUUCCUGAGAUUUUAAAGCCUAGGAUGUUGAGGAGAUUGAAAGCUGAUGUGCUAAAAGAUUCUAUGCCAACAAAGAAGUGGGUAGAAGUUCCGUGUGCACAUACAGAUUCUCAGAGAGAUCUUUACAUUAAUAUUCUAGAGAAGAACUACUCAAAGUUGAACAGUGCUAUUCAGGAUGGUAGGAAGCGUUCUCUGAACAACGUACUAAUGGAACUGCGAAAAUGCUGCAAUCAUCCGUAUUUGUUUACAGGAUCGGAUGGUAAACAACAUGCAGGAGAAGAUGUUCUCCAAUCACUAGUUUCUGCAUCAGGGAAACUUCAACUCUUACAGAAGUUGCUCCCAAAAUUGAAAGAGAGAGGGAACCGUGUAUUGAUUUUCUCCCAGAUGACGAAGAUGCUUGAUAUUCUUGAGGACUUCCUUUCUUUCCUGGGAUACACAUAUGCACGCAUUGAUGGACAGACAGCACUCUCUGAGAGGCAGGAGAGCAUAAAAGAAUACAACAACGCUGAAAGUGAAACAUUUAUUUUCUUGAUGUCAACUCGUGCUGGUGGUAUAGGUAUUGACCUGCCUGGUGCUGAUAGAGUAAUUAUAUAUGAUCCAGACUUCAAUCCAUUUAUGGACUUGCAAGCACAGUCCAGGGCUCACCGGAUUGGCCAGACCCGACCGGUGGUUGUUUACCAGCUUAUUACAAAAUGUUCUGUUGAAGCGAAGAUAUUGCAGAAGUCUAAGCAGAAGCUGGCCAUUGAAAAUAUUUUAAUGAACUCUUCCAAGAAGCCGCCAAGUGCAGAUGAGCUGAAGUCCAUUCUACUACAUGGAGCCAAGAUAAUUCAGGACAAAAAGGAGAUUAAAGCUGUAUCAAUCCAUUAUGACGACGAGGCCAUUCAGAAUCUCCUCAAGCUAGAUCCUUCGAGCGACGAGAUGUGCACUUCAGAGUGCAACGGCUAUCUUGGCGGCAUCGAGAGCUUUCCUCAUGGUGCCGAGGACGUAGUACCUCCCUCCCCCAAGGUUGAGGAAUUAAAAGUAUUCAAGCCUGCCACUCCCAAGGUGGAUCUUGGCCGCGGGAGAAGGCAGAGGAACCUCGUGAAGUAUUUCGAGGAGACGGACAAUGAAGACAGUGAUGACAUGUACGCUCCAGAGGCUUCCUCCGAGUCCAGUAGCUCUUCCUCUGAUGAUGAAACAGAUGAAGAAAUUCCUGAAGUAGCACGCGCUAGAACUGAAGUAGACAUGAAAGCUGAAACAGUGAGCGUUGUGAAGCCAGAAGUAGCUCCCGUUCCAGCCCCUCUUCCUCAGAGUCAGAGUCCGGCAGCUCUUCCUCAGAUGAAACGGAAGAGGUUAAGCCUAUUGUAGCAGGCGUGAAGUCUCAAGCGUCCGGCAGCUCUUCCUCGGAGUCCGGUAGCUCUUCCUCAGAGUCAGAGUCUGGCGGCUCUUCCUAGGAUGAUGAAACCGAAGAGGUUAAGUCUGUUGUAGCACCUGACAGUUGAUGCAGAAACUCAGGCUAGUCGUCCAUUCCUUUUGUAUAGGAUUGUCUAUAUAACUGCGUAAGUAGAAUUAUGUGGCUGAUUUAUAUGCCGACUUUUGGGGCAUCUGCCCAUGUAUGGUGAGAACUGACGAGUGAUGACACCUUUAUUACCUUAUUUAUUAUGGUUGUUGAUAUAUAGCUAGUACGUAAGACUUA
Molecule: messenger RNA, 3781 nt
Organism: Triticum dicoccoides
Lineage: Eukaryota; Viridiplantae; Streptophyta; Magnoliopsida; Poales; Poaceae
Product: CHD3-type chromatin-remodeling factor PICKLE-like
Exons: 23
Coding region: 1-3453 (1150 amino acids)
Biological process (GO): chromatin remodeling
Cellular component (GO): chromatin; nucleus
Molecular function (GO): ATP-dependent chromatin remodeler activity; DNA binding; ATP binding
Source: RefSeq, a predicted model, not a curated record